GCAAAUGUAUCCCGCAUGACAGAAGCAAAGAGUAGGCCACGUAAAUGGAACAAAUCUAAGAAUGGUUCAGAAAAUGGUCUUGCACAGAAGCAGCCAACACCCCGCCGAAGAUGUCAGCAGCCCAAAAUGCUGAGUAGCCCUGAGGACACCAUGUACUAUAACCAGUUAAAUGGAACUCUAGAAUAUCAAGGGAGCAAGAGGAAGCCAAGAAAACUUGGCCAAGUCAAAGUGCUUGAUGGUGAAGAUGAAUAUUACAAGUCCCUGUCACCUGUGGACUCCAUCCCAGAGGAAGAUAACUCAGCCCUCCCUUUCUUUUUUCCCUCGUCCUCAAAAGGAGCAUCUCCUGCUCAGCACUGAGCUGUAUUCCUGCCCCUCAAGUCUGUUGAGGGUAAGAACAAUCAUGGUAAUUGACUGAUUGUCAUGUAAAAAGAAAGCACUGCCAUGGGCUCAGUAUCUUUGGACACAUGGCAGAGCCUUACUGAACAAGUUUCAGAUUCUUAACCAUUUUCUCCUACCUCCCUUACCUUCCCCCACAUCUGCUCUGCAGCUUGAACUGAGUAAUCCCUUCUUUUUGCAAACCAUAAGUCUCUUGGGGACACUGAGCAACCUCCACUACAGCAAUAACCAUCAUUCAUGCCCCCAUCUAAGAGAGUAACAAUCUCACCAUCAGCCAGUUGUGAACACUGAUCAUAUUUCUUGCUUUUUCUCACCACAUCAAUCCACGCAGACUAUGCCCCUGUGAAAAGCCAGGACUUCCCUUCCUCCUUGCCCCUCCACCACAUCUCCUGCCCCUUUGCUGAUCUUUCAACCCUGCCCGCCUCUCCCCACGGUCAGGGCUCCAUUCCUGAGCAUCUCCAUACUGGAAGAGGACAGAAGGUCUCCUAGGCCAGGAUAAUUUUUGUAUGUUUAGGAGGCGAGGCCUAAGUUUUCCAUAUUCUUUCUAUAAAGGAAAUGAACUCCUCUCUUGCUAAUUAUUAUGCCAAGAAAGCCUUUGCCUCUUUACUCUACCCUGUCAAGACACCCUCAUUACCUUAGCAGUAAAAGGAAGAAAAUUUGGACUGGUCAGACUCCAUGUCACAUGGCGUUGCAACUUUCCAUUCUCUGGUUGCUGGAGCCAGCAGGCUGUGAGUUGCCACGGGAAAGCGUCUUGUCUCCUCCAUCUCUGUGUGCAGAGCCCAGCACAGCACCUGGCACCCAGUGGACAGUAAAUGCCCACCCUCAAGUGAAUGGGGAGAGUUAGUUAGCAUAUGAUAGGACAGUUACUUUCAAUUAUAUAUUAUACAUGGUUAAUCACUUUUAUUACACCAUAAGUCUUCAUUCAAGUAAUGAUGUACUAUAUAUUAUAAUACUCUAUAUUAUUCAAUACAACAAACUUUUUGAGCAAUUAUAUGCAAAACAAUAUGUGAGAUUUCUAUGUGAUAUAAAAACCCUAUAAGACCCUUUCUCCAGAACCGAUAUUCACAACAUUUUUCUUACUCCAAAAUACUUGGCAGAUGGUACACAUGGGAGUACUCAGAUUUUGAGGAAAAUAAACUUGAGGAAAUAGAAAUAAAACUGUUUCCAGAAUUUUAAAGGAGAGAUUUCUAAUAUAUAUUUUACAAACGUAAAUAAUGAAAUGAGGCAUUUAAAGAUCUCAGAAAUUAUAAUUUUAUAAGAAAGAGAAAUAGAACCAAUUAUUCAAUGGUCAAAUUUUACUUUUAAAAAAAUGAGUUGAUUUUUUUUCCAGAUCAUCACCCCGAAGGUAGUGUUUUUAAGGUAUGUAGGUAGAGCAGAAGAAAUACAAAUGAACUUCAUUUUAUUGUUUAAAAAUAAUAUAUAGAAUAUAUAAAUUUUUAACAUUAUUAAUAUAACUAUUUUGGGAAAUUUUACUUUUGUCAUUGAUUUGUCUACUCUUGAUUUGAUAAUAUUAGCUGCUUUUCAAUCUGUUGAAUAGGAAUGUUUGUAACUUCCCACUACUCUGUGUACAAUGUAAUUGUAUACCUGCCUUGUUUCUAAUUAGACAUACACAUAAAUAAAGUUUAAAAGGGAAUAGAAGUAAUUACAAAAUCAUAAGUCAGAAGCUCUGUAAUAAUUAUUCAUUGCCACAGCAAUAACUCCUAACUCCUACAGUUAGCAAUAACUCCUAACAGUACUUUAGAAAUGGUAUUCACUAUUAGCUACAGCAUAGAUAAGACACACUGUAGAUAUUAUUCUUGAGAUAGUUAUAGUGCCAUAACUCAAAGAGCAGUUCAUAAACAAGCUGAUGAGAAUGAUGUAACCUGGAAUCUCAUAAAUGCCUUCUUAGACUUAUCAAAAUAAUAGGCGCAUGGGAGAAACAAAACCAAAAUCAAACAGUGCAGAGAGUUUACAGUGGAAAGCCACCUCCUUCUAAGCCCCUACCUUAGUCCCUACCCCCAGAAGCAAGGUUUUGAAAAAUUUUUUCUAAUUCUAAUUAUUUUCUGUCCUCCAUCGUGUCUCUGAAUAUUUGCUUCUAUGUUCUUGAUUUAUCAUUUUAGACAAUAUCCACUCUCCCUCUCUAUGAAAGAUGCUCAUUUAUCUUAAUUCUUCCCUCUUCUCUUUACUUCUUCCACUGCUUACAAUUUUAUGUUUAAAUUUUUGUUGAUUACUUUUUCAACUUUAUAUAAUUAAACCCCUAUUUUUGCACCCUCGACUUUAGAUAGUAUCUCUAUGAGGCUGCCUGACAUGAAAAAAACAAUCGGCUGAAAGAUAAUGUCAGGACAGAUAAAAUAAGGGGCCCUGGACAGAACAGCAAUCAUGCUGAGGAUAGAACCGUUUUUUAAAACUCACUGCAAACCCUUGGUGUUUGUGUUCUGAGCUGUGGUUUCUUCUUCUGUUUGUAUUCAUGUGCACAUACACCUCCAUCUACUUUUUAAACUUUAAAUAUAAUACUUAUAUAAAAAGAACACCAAUUAGAAGACUCAGCUCAAUAAGUUAUCAAAGAGAAUAUCUGUGUGACCACUCCCUACAGUCAAGAACAGAACGUGGUCGGCACCCAGGAAGCCUCCCCGAAGGGGAGCGGUGACUGGGAAGCAGUUCCUUCCCAAUCACGGCUGUCCCACCCACCUCCCCAAAGAUAAGCAACCUCAUGACCUCCGUGG
Molecule: messenger RNA, 3098 nt
Organism: Artibeus jamaicensis (Jamaican fruit-eating bat)
Lineage: Eukaryota; Metazoa; Chordata; Mammalia; Chiroptera; Phyllostomidae
Gene: MYO3B
Product: myosin IIIB
Exons: 4
Coding region: 16-357 (113 amino acids)
Source: RefSeq, a predicted model, not a curated record